UUUGGUGCCGUAGCUUGUCUCUCCUAUCCUAUUAGGGUCCUGUUUGCAUCCAACCAGUUGUUUCCAAGAGCUAGGCUUUGAUACUUAAAAUAAGAACCACUAUGGGUAUUUCUAGUUAUAGUUUCUUUCUGUUUUUAUUUGUUGUCAUAAUCCCAACCCUAGAAGCUCAUAUCGCUGAGUAUGACGAGUACUGGACGGCACGAGAAUUGGAAGCCAUUGAGAACCUGGACAAGGCCUAUCACUCCAACCCGGAGGAGGUGGUCCGCCAUUACAAUGACCACUUCUCUAGAACCAUGCUCGAGUUUUAUAUCACCAAAAGGGUGUUGGCAGAAUCGAAAAAGGGUCCCUGUGAGGUUACCAACCACGUUGACAGUUGCUGGAGAUGUGAUCCUGACUGGGAAAAGAACAGGAAGAAGUUGGCCGACUGUGCCCCUGGAUUUGCUCGAGGUACUACCGGUGGAAAGGAUGGUGAGUUUUACGUGGUCACUGACCCUAUUGAUAAUGCUGCUGACCCCAAGCCUGGAACUCUGCGUCAUGCUGUCACCCAAACUGGACCACUUUGGAUCACUUUCAAAGGGUCCAUGACCAUCAAGCUGCAACAGGAGCUCAUUGUUACAAGUGAUAAGACCAUUGAUGCGAGGGGAGCCAAUGUGGAAAUUUGUAAUGGUGCUGGUAUCACUAUCCAAUUUGCAAAGAAUAUCAUUAUCCAUGGCCUUCAAAUCCAUCACAUUAUUCCCGCCAAGGGUGGCAAGAUUAAGGAUGGUGAAAACCACCAUGGGUUACGGGGUGACAGCGACGGAGAUGGGGUGUCUAUUUUCGGAGCAACCAACGUUUGGCUUGACCAUCUUGCCCUUCACCAUUGCGCCGAUGGCCUUAUCGAUGUCGUUCAAGGAUCAACUGCCGUUACCGUUUCUAACUGCCACUUCACUGACCACAACGAUGUGAUGUUGUUUGGAGCAAGCGACUCUUACAGUGCCGACAAGAAGAUGCAGGUCACUGUUGCUUUGAACCACUUCGGUAAAGGAUUGGUAGAGAGGAUGCCUAGGUGCCGAUUUGGUUUUAUUCAUGUCGUCAACAAUGACUACAAUCACUGGUUCCUGUAUGCCAUUGGCGGCACCAGCAACCCUACAAUUAUCACAGGAAAUAGGUAUUCAGCGCCAGGCUUUGGGGCUAAAGAGGUGACCUGUAGGGGCCUCUUAAAGCCGGGACAGUGGAAGAAUUGGAAUUGGGUAUCACAAGGUGACCACUUCGAGAACGGUGCCUUUUUUACACCAUCCGGUAGUCCAAGUGCCAGCAAGCAAUUUGGUGCCGACAAAAUGAUGCCUUUCAAACCCGGUCAAAUGGUCCCCGAACUCACAAAGUAUGCUGGACCAUUAAGCUGCACAAUCGGCCGUAGUUGCUAAAAACACUAUUUUUAUAUGCAUGUGUCCUGCCUUUUUUACGUACAAUAUUUGAUACCCAAGCAUAGUACAUUUGGUAUCUUUUCUGAAUGAUUGUCAGUAAAUUUUCUUUUAUGCGA
Gossypium raimondii (Peruvian cotton) is the source of this 1519-nucleotide messenger RNA. RefSeq names its product pectate lyase. NCBI's taxonomy places the organism in Eukaryota, Viridiplantae, Streptophyta, Magnoliopsida, Malvales, Malvaceae. Gene Ontology annotation, molecular function: pectate lyase activity. The record is from RefSeq and is a predicted model, not a curated record.